Micromonas pusilla CCMP1545 is the source of this 1310-nucleotide messenger RNA. RefSeq lists its product as uncharacterized. The record is from RefSeq and is a predicted model, not a curated record. The coding region runs from base 1 to 1128 and encodes 375 amino acids. Lineage: Eukaryota; Viridiplantae; Chlorophyta; Mamiellophyceae; Mamiellales; Mamiellaceae. The transcript is spliced from 2 exons.
AUGUUUUACAUCGCCACGUCCGGGCGGGUGCAGCUGGACCACGACGAGGUGAACGCGCUGUUUUGCAAGCGCGAAAAGCGGCAAGCCGCGGAGUGGCUGCUGAACGAGGAGGAGCUGUCCAAGUACGGCAUCACGGCGACGCAGCUCGCGCAGACGUUCGAGGGCCCUCCGAGCUGCAGCGCGAGCGGGUACCCGCGAGGCACGCCGCUCAUCGUUCCCACGGACGUCGAGCUCGACGCCGGGAACAUUCCCUCGGCGGCGGCGGCGGCGGCGGCGGCAAACGCGGCCGCCGCCGCGCGUCAAGCGGCGCAUCAACAGAGCGGCGGACGCGGGGGCGACGCCGCGGGGGGGGGCGGCGGCGUCGACGAGAAGUAUCGGACCCACGGCGCUGCUGGGCCCGCGCGCGCGCCGCAGCACCCGGGCGACCCGUACGCGACCCCCGGACCGGGCGGCGGCGUGAGUCAACACGGAGGACAUUUUCCCGUCGCGCAGGCGUAUCACCCGCACCACGUCGCCGCGCGCGCGGCGGCGGCGGCGGCGCACGCGGCGCAGUACGGCGGCGGCCACCACGCGAUGAAGAGCCAACAACAACACGGCGGCCCGCCGGGUCACGGUCCGGGGGGCGUGCCGAUGAUGCACGGCGGCGGGGGGAUGAUGUACGGACAGCCUCUUCCGUACGGUAUGUAUCCCGGCGCGUACGGACCCGGCGGGAUGGGUCCCGGACCCGACGGGAUGAUGAUGGGGCCCGGAACGGCCCUCAUGAUGGGGCCCGGGGGCCCCGGAGGACCGAUGGGCGGUCCCCACGGCGGGCCCGGAAUGUACGCGCAUCACGGCGGUCCCGGUCCGUUCGUGGGGCACGCGGCGAUGCACGACGCGAGGGCGCCGCACCCGGGCACGGUGCCGCAUCACGCGGGGGGGCACCACGCGGGGGGGCACGCGGCGGCGGGGGGCAGCGGCCCGCGGAGGCAGUACAGCAGCGAUCUGUCGCGGUUGAUGUCGGAGUUCAAUAAUAACCCCGGGUCGAGCGACGAUUUUUUGAAGUCGUUCUUGCAGAGGACCGCGAGCGAGCUGGACUUCAUGGCGCAAGGGCAGGAUUCCUCGGGCGGGACGAAGUCGCAGGGGUCGUGACGCGCGCGCGACGGCGGUGGAGAUGAUUCAUUUUUUACGAAGUCGCCCUCCGGGCGCGAAAGCGGUUCCGCCGCUCGAAUUAGAUCGACGACGACGACGACGACGACGACGACGUUUUACCACGAGACGUGUAUACACAACACAGAAUAGAAUACAAUACACUCGGAAGUAUUUCCGUACUU